UUUAUGUUUGCCCUGCUGAUGUUGGAAAUGAUUAUAUUUCGGGGUAAUGACUCUUGUUAUUCAGUGGACCGAGGCAGUGCUGAAUCGAGCCCAAAGGUAAAUCACCGCCCUGGAGAGCACACAAAGGUUUACUGCGGGCGAAGUGGGGAAUAACAAUUAUAAUCUUUCAUCUGAAAUAUUGAUCCAUCUGUCCCGUGCACUGCAUGGCGCGUGCUGUUAUCGUCUGCUCCGGACGCCAUUUUAGUUCAAGCGUCUUAUUUGGGGCCCGAUUUUCAAAAUAUUUGGAUGAAUAUUGUUGACGUAUCUGUUUGGAGUGGAUUUCGUCCAAAUCCCAUUUGUUCCACCGUGUGAGUCACGCGGGGGCCGUUGUUUGGAGUUCGAAGCAGACGAGCGCUGUGGAAAUAUAAUCGUUAUGAAGUAACACUAACAGUUCAUGGGAGUCGACUCGGUUCAGUGUCAGGAAGGAUUUGGGUGUUCACUUUUCAUGGAUGUUGCCCUGUUACUGGGCUGUCAUUCACAGUGAAUCAAGCUCACACAUCCAGGAUACCUCAUAUAGACGAGCGUGUACGAUAGACAGCUGGCAGUGGUUGGUAGCGCAGACGACAGUCGGACUUGCUUGGAUGAAGGACGUUGAAAGCGGCCUCUGCUACAAUACACCGACAAGUAGAGUAUAGGUGAACAAAACUCUCAACGAAACCAGGAAGUGUAACAAAACACACCAGAAACACACAAUCUGGACAAAGUCGAACAGCUGACAGAAGAAGAAGGGAUAUAGGCUCCGUACAGAGCAUUUCAGGAAUCUGUGGUGUGAAGAGUUCAUUUGGAAAUACAUUCCAGCAAGUACAGACUUAAUUUGUGUGUUAAAGGAUCGCAAGUUUGGAAAGUUUAGACAACCGAUAUCAGUUGUACAAGAGAUAGAAGUAUUUCAGCUUCAUUUUGGUAACUCAACAAGAAUCUGAGAUGUUUGGCAGAUAACAAUUCUGUGAUACAAAAGAAGGAAUUCAAAUUAGCAAGCAUUGGCACCAGAAACGGUUACCGCCAACUCAGUGUAUAACUGCUCCAGCUAUUGUACAGUAUCAGAGUAUAUCUCAGCAUCUGUUCCAAUUUUUAGACCUGUUAUCAGGAAUCAGAAAAAAUAGCAAUCCCUUAAUGAUCUAUCUGAUGAACAAUCAACAGAAAUAAUCAGACCCAAAUUAGUCCAAUAAUAGAGUGCCUUUUGUAGUGACCCUUCAUUGCAGCGUGUGUUAACAAGAGUUCAAGGUCACAUCUUCCAAUUGGCACCUGUGGCGUGAAGGUGAAGGUCAAGUGUCUGAGAUGGAGACUCUAAUAUAAGUACUUGAUGCUUGAUAGAAACUCCGUUCAAUCCAUAAUCACAGUCUUCCAAGGGUCCCGUUGAUCUGGAUGACCUUGAAAGCAAAGAAAACUUGAACCAGAGCAACAGACACAAUAAUAUUCAACAUCACAAAACUGGAACCAUUCCUCAUUCCAAAAGUGCUACCUCACUUCAAAGACCGUUUUUCUGGUUCUUAUUCCAAUUUUGUGAUAUGAACAUCUGUGUAUUGUGCAAAGUGUGCCUUUACUGCAGCAGAAUUUAUUAUUUUUCAAAUUCACAAAACCAUUCCUCUCAACACUGACUUCCUUGGAACCGUUUUGGUCAGCAUCAGGAAUACUUUUAGGAUUAUCCAAUCAAAAUGUGUUACGUCAUCAUCACCUGUUGGUCAUUGCUAUGGACACUGUUGUCUAUAGCGACCUUCAUGCUGGUUGUGACUUCAGUCAUGUCGCCCAAUUGGCUGAUAGGGGCGCCACAAAAAAUAGGACUGGAGUCCAUCUAUGAUAAUAUCACAGGCAUUGAUCCCGAUCAGAUGUUUAAACCUACAGUCGGUAUGUUCAAUCGCUGUACCCGAUUACAUCGUUUUGAGCUGAUUGACACAAGAGACACGUGCGCGACGUUUGUGACAGGGUAUGGAAUGCCUGACAGUGAGUUCCCGAACACGUGGAAGGCAGCACUAUUCUUCUUCUGUAUUGGCGCCAUAAUGUUGCUGUUUGCUACAGUUACCUCCGUCAUCAGCAUCUGUAAUAGGUCCCUGUGUGGGAAGAGCAUCUUCACUGUGUCAGGGCUUAUUCAGAGCAUUGCAGGGCUGCUGUGCAUCCUGGGGCUCAUCCUGUACCCGGCAGGAUGGGGUAGCGAGGUGGUCACCAAGUACUGCGGCGCCCAGGCCGACCCCUUCUACAUGGACAGGUGCAGUCUGGGAUGGGCUUUCUACUUGUGCAUCACUGGGACUGUUAUGUCCUUCUUCUGUGCAUUCCUUUCAGUGAAGGCGGAUGAGUCCACUUCUUCCUACAAGGUAGAAGAGGAAGUGCUGGAAGGCAAAAACUUGAUAUGUGUUGUGUGAAACACCCCUUUUUUAUAAAAGGACUCUUCCAAUGUCAGAGGAAAGAAUCUCCCACUGUACAGAUAAAGGGGUGAAAGGCUUACAAACAUUUGAUAGUUUCAUGUUUGAAACUGUAUCGCCUAAGCCGAAAUGGUUUAGUCCAUUAAUGGAUGUGUUUGCCAUAUUGUAUGUUAAACAUGUAACGUACAAAAUCAGUGCUAUUUUGAUUUUUGCGAAGUUUUGUGCCUGGAAAUUCUUUGUUUAUGCUUGUGAUAUGAUAAACAUCUUAUUGUACCCAUAUUAGGAGCCAGUGAUUAAUAUGCAAAUAGUCGGGGUCAGUAAUUGAUCUGGGUCAGUGAUUAUGCAAAUAUGAAGGUCAAACUAAUACCCCUAGAAAGAGAAAUAGGGAAUCUAAUUUUUGGUUAAGAUGAUGAAAUUAGUUUUUGAAUGUUACAUUUCUGUUUAAAAAAGCGUUUUGGUAUUUUUAUUGAGAUCAGAUUCUCAGAAUGAGUGUCUGUGUGAGGGUGAAUAUUUGUGUUAAAUUGUACAAAAAAAUAAUGUAAUUCCGAUUGAUUUUGCUUGCAAGAAGAUAUACUCAUUUUAUUGUCAAGAUAAUUUGAUACAAACAAGUUCUAUGUCAUGUUAUACUGCAUCUCCCCAAGUCAGGAGUGUCCACAAGCCUAUAUGAAUGCCUGGUUGGAGAUUAGACAUUGAUGAAGGCUAGAGGGCAUGCUUGCCUCGGGAAGACGGUUAAACUAAGGUAUCAAUAUUAUCUGAGUCGUAUGGUAAACAGAUAUGACAACAUCACAGAGUUCCUGUUUGUAGUCAUUUGUAUAUAAAGAUCAAUAUAGUUUUGUAAUUUCAUUCCCCUAUUUUGUAGCAUGUUAAACAUUUGUAUAUUGUGAUGCUAAAAGAAGCACCAAUGAAGUCAGCACUCAUGAUCCAAGGGAGACAACUCAUCAGCAGGAGCUUCAUUCAAUCCACAAGUGAAAUUUGUAUUGAGAGUAUCUCAUUAAACAGCCUUUGGGGCAUUCUGGAUCACAGGUGGUAAUAACCAUGGUUUAAAAGGGACUAGAAUGGUUAUUGGAUGGUCAAUUGGUAGACUAUUUUUAGUCUCUGAAAUGAAAAUAUAUUUCAUGUUAAGUUGUUGAUUAGUCUUAUUGAAAGGAGCCCUGCGAAUCUCUUAAUUUUUGGAUUUUUUUAUAUAUAAUAGAAAAGUGUAUGCUUCAAAUAAUGCUGGAUAUUGGAAAAUUAUGUUUUUCUUGGCAAUCAAAAAAACUGAUGUGCAGAAUUUAAGGUGAUGCAUGAUACCCUUGAAUUAUUUCCUGUCUUUUUCAAGCCCAAUACAGUACCAUAUUUAAUGCAAUAAGUGCCCAGGGCGCUCUCAAAAUUAGGAAUAGGGGGCUCUUAUUAGAAUAU
Haliotis rufescens (red abalone) is the source of this 3791-nucleotide messenger RNA. Its product is annotated as LHFPL tetraspan subfamily member 2a protein-like. The record is from RefSeq and is a predicted model, not a curated record. Lineage: Eukaryota; Metazoa; Mollusca; Gastropoda; Lepetellida; Haliotidae. The coding region runs from base 1692 to 2393 and encodes 233 amino acids. Gene Ontology annotation, cellular component: membrane. The transcript has 4 exons.